Messenger RNA from Neolamprologus brichardi, 391 nucleotides. Lineage: Eukaryota; Metazoa; Chordata; Actinopteri; Cichliformes; Cichlidae. The record is from RefSeq and is a predicted model, not a curated record.
GUCGAUGGAUGGCUACUAUAAGGGCAGGCGUGUGUUAGAGUACAGGACCAUGGGGGACUUCACGAAAGGCCAAAACUUCGUGCAGCAUCUGUUACCCCACCCCUGGGCGGGAACCGGCCACGUGGUCUACAACGGGUCUCUCUAUUACAACAAGCACCAGAGCAACAUCCUGGUUCAGUACCAUUUCCGCUCUCGCAGUGUGUUACUCCAGCGUAGCCUAAGCGGUGCAGGAUACAACAACACCUUCCCCUACAGCUGGGGAGGAUCCUCUGACAUCGACCUCAUGGCAGAUGAGACAGGACUCUGGGCUGUCUACACCUCCAUCCCAAACGCUGGAAACAUUAUGGUCUGUCUCCAUUUUCUCUAACUUUCCUCCACAGAGACACAUGAG